AUAUUGGGUUGAAUUGUGUAAUUUUGAAGGUGAAUAUAAGGCAUGAAUGUCAAGGGAAAUGGGCGGUCAGCAAAGACUAUCUCAGAUGGCUUAGUGAAGUCGUUGGUUGAACUCAGUAACAGCUUAAUGAUUGGUUCUGGCACCCAGUCCCUCCCAGGUGAAGCGCACUCACUUUAUAGCAGGACGUCACCGACGCUUUCAGGUGCAGCGCAUUCUUUUUGUGCCAGGAAGUCGCUUUCUUUUUCAGGUGAAUCGCGCUCACAAUGUGGCCGGGUGUGGUCGCGGCUUACAGGUGAAGCGCUCUCAUUAUUUUGCAGAAUGUCGCCGGUUACAGGGGACAUCUGUUCAGAAUUUAGUAGAAUAAACUGUGGCUGGUGAUACAUGCACAAAGUGUGGCCCCAUUCUGCCAGAUGACCUUAUUUGCGCUUUGUUUCCUAAUGAAUCGUUAAUUCUUGUCUUCGCGGCUAUUAGGUGCCACCCGGUAAUACCGUAGGUGGUUAAUGUGCCACACUUACAGGUGAAGCACAUCCAUGUUAUGUUAGGGUAUCGUUACUUUAUUCAUUGAAUAGACAACAUGCAUGGCAGCGUUCUGGUGAGGUGCGCUCACUAUGUGGCAGGGUAGGUAGGCGUUACUGUCAGGUGUAGACCACUGGCUAGGUGGCAGGUCGCUGCCGCUGUCUCCUCCUUCAGGUGAAACGCGGGCGUUGUCGUGCUCUCUUUGUGCCCCGUGAACAGGAAGUACGGAGCAGGUUGCAAGGAGAUGUGCUGAUUUUAUGCCGCAGACCUGUGGAUAUUCUUCAUUAUAAAAAGAAGUUCUGCAAUGGCUCCAUCUUCAGUAAAGCUACAAGAACUAAUUCGUCUAAUACGUACAGCAAAGACCCAGGCAGAAGAACGUGCUAUUAUUCAAAAGGAGUGUGCUGACAUUCGCUCAUCUUUUCGAGAGGAAGAUCCAUCUUUCCGCUGUCGAAAUGUUGCUAAGCUACUAUACAUGCAUAUGUUAGGAUAUCCUGCACAUUUUGGCCAGAUGGAGUGCUUGAAACUUAUUGCAUCACCCCGAUUCAGUGACAAGCGUGUUGGCUACCUAGGGGCAAUGUUGCUGCUUGAUGAAAGGCAGGAUGCAAGCCUUUUGAUCACUAAUUCAAUUAAAAAUGAUAUGAACCACAAUAGUCAGUAUGUCCAGGGCCUUGCUCUGUGUACACUGGGCUGCAUGGGAUCCUCUGAGAUGUGCCGUGACCUUGCAACAGAGGUUGAGAGGCUGUUGAAGACAUCUAAUUCCUACAUUAAAAAGAAGGCUGCACUCUCAGCAGUACAUGUUGUGAGGAAGGUUCCAGAGUUGAUUGAACUCUAUAUCCCAGCUGCAGAGAGUUUGCUAGGAGGAAAGAAUCAUGGUGUACUUCACAGUGCAGUUGUGCUGAUAUCAGAAAUGUGCGUACGAAACCCAGAAGCAACGUGCAAAUUCAAAAAGGUAGUACCCGAGCUGGUUCAGAUCAUGAAAAAUUUAAUCAUGUCAGGUUACUCCCCUGAACAUAAUGUAGGUGGAAUCAGUGACCCGUUUUUACAGGUCCAGAUGCUGCACUUAAUGAGAAUUUUCACAAGUGAAUGA
Molecule: messenger RNA, 1603 nt
Organism: Polypterus senegalus (gray bichir)
Lineage: Eukaryota; Metazoa; Chordata; Cladistia; Polypteriformes; Polypteridae
Gene: ap1g2
Product: adaptor related protein complex 1 subunit gamma 2
Exons: 10
Coding region: 821-1603 (260 amino acids)
Biological process (GO): Golgi to vacuole transport; receptor-mediated endocytosis; intracellular protein transport
Cellular component (GO): AP-1 adaptor complex; membrane coat
Molecular function (GO): clathrin-cargo adaptor activity
Source: RefSeq, a predicted model, not a curated record